GGGUGAUAAAUCACAGGGGCAUCCUGGCAGCGAUGCUGAGGCGGAACUGAAACUCUCCGCUCCUGUUUCCUUCGGAGCCUCUUAAGCGUCACGGACGGCCGGAAGCGGUCGCAAAUUUAAACAGCUAUCACAGCAACAAUAAACACGUACUUUGACUUUCCUGGCUGUCUGGUUAACCAACGCUCUGUGAAAACUAAGACAAAAUUGCACCGAGGAUUGCGUCAAGUUUAAAGGUGUAAACCAAGCAGGAGUAGUCCGAGCCAAAGACAUCAGGAUGGCUGAGACUGAAAAAGAAGAUGCUGUGAGCAGUGAGGCAGAGUCCAGUGCGCACAUCUCCAACAACAGCCCAACUAAGAGACGAAGGGGGAGACCACAAGGUUCAAAGAAGCUGAAGGUUUGUGUUACAGACGUUAACCUAAUGGAGCUGGUUUCAGGGAUCUCCAACGGCGCGUCCACACAUCCCCAGAGGUCCAGAGGGCGUCCAAAACUCUCAAACCACACAGCAGAGGAAGAAUCGGCUGAUGCAGAAAAUUCUGUGCAAACUCACAGGGGUAAAGGGAGACUGAAAGGGUCCAAAAAGAAGACAAAUGACAGUGACAGUCCUGUGACAGAUCACACACCUAAGAAAAGAGGAAGACCGAAAAAAUCUCAGUCCCCUGACAAAGCUACUGCUGAAGACUUGGCAAAUGGCUCUAAUACCACAAAAAUGUUACUGGGCCGCCCAAAAGGAUCUGUGAAGCGGAAGUCAGAAAGUUUAACAAGCUGUGAGGAGAAUGAGGGCAGUUCUAAAAAAGCCAGGAAAAGAGGUCGGCCAAAGGGGUCUCUUAAUAAAAAAAACAGACUGGACAAAGAGGUGAACAGUGAGAAGGAGGAAGAAUCUGAUGAAAGUCUAAACUCAAGAAAAAGGGGCAGAAGUGGGCUUAGGAAAGUGGAAGUAAAUAACUCUGACAACACUGUGUCAACAGAAGACACAUCAAAUGGUGUCUCCGAUACCCCUCGAAAAGGAAGAGGAAGGCCAAGAAAAAGCGCUGAACAGAAGCGUUUAGAUUACCGAGAACCAAUCACAGAUGACUCGCAGCCUAAGCGGGGAAGAGGUCGUCCCAAAGGCUCUUUAAAUAAGAAGCCCCCUGCGUACAGGGUGCAGGGUAAGGUGGGCCGACCUCUGAGAACAUAUGUGCCCUUGGCAAUAGAGAGACGAAGUCGGUUAAGAAAGCAGCCAGCCAAGAGGGGAAGGCCGAGGAAGUACCCUCUCCCUUCACCCGAGGAGCUGAAAAAGCCCAAAGUCUGGAAGCCGCUGGGACGGCCGAGGAAAUACCCACGAGUCGAUCCUCCUGAGGGAGCUGCACCGGCGCCUCGGAGAAGCCGCGGUCGACCGCGCAAGUCCGAAUCCAAGAAAGGAGCCCACUUACGUAAGAGUCUGCCUGCAGCGCCGGCCCAACGCAACACCAACGACGGAGCCCCAAGAAAAAGAGGCCGUCCACCAAGCAGUGCAAAAGGUGAAGGUGUCGCCCCGCGGAAAAGAGGUCGCCCUAAAGGCUCACCCAACAAAAAGAAAGCCAGAAGUGAACUCAACAACAGCACCUACCCCUGCCUUUCAGAGAAGAGCGACUCGUCCGCCGCCGGGCUGGACGAUGGGGAGUCCACAGGCACGCAGGCGCUGCCCGAGGAGCAUGCCGAGGCUUGACGAGCCUUCCCAGUCCCACCAAACAGUCGCCGCGUAGCUGCUGUCUGAAAACAGAAAACAAAGGUUUUUAACAUUGUCAGUCGGUAGGUUAGAUUCUCAGCAGCUCUUCCGUUUUCCUAGCUAACUUGUUUUAUCGUACUUUUAAAAUGGACAUUACUGGCAUGUAGCGUUUAUUGUUAUAGACUGAUUGUUCCAGUUUUCAUUUAACCUGCAGAUGUAAUGUCUGUCUGUCCGUUGAAGCGUGUCAGUAGAGCAGUUGCUGGAGGCAAAAUAAUGUCCAAGCACGAAGAUGAGAGGCGUCUGAGUCCCAGUCCAACUCCCUCAAACAAAUUCAGCCGGCUUUAAAAAAAAAAAUACUGGUCUAAAAAAUAGAUAUUAUAUUAUAUAAACAGCACAUUCUUCUGUUUAAUGUAUUUGCCCCCAGGUUUACAAAAAGGCAUCUAAAACAUGUUUACAGAGUAUUGGAAUAUUACCAAAAAUGCCUUACAACUGGUUUUCUGACAGGAUUAGAACUUUUCACAGGUUAAUCAGUAUUUGUUUUGGAUGGUAGUGUGAUACAUGCUGUGACUAACAUGUAGAAACCAACCAUUUAUCGUGCAGCUUACCCUCAGCUCACCAGAGGUUUCCCUACUUUUGGAUCAGAACCUGGACAUCACAGCUCCACGUCUGCUCUCUGUUGACUGUGUGUGCGAGGUCGAAAUGAUUUUUUGCCAUUUCACAGUUGUUUUGCCUUAAUUGUCAGAGCUUUGAAUGUACCAUCACACUGAUUCAGUCAGUAGUGCCGCACAGAUGAGCCUCUAUGCUUUAGUUACUCACAUUCCACUUUGUUUAUUUCCACUGGUCCAUUGCAGUUGAUAUUUGGCUUUUUUACGUGUUACGUGUUGCUGUGGCUCCUGUUGGGUCUGUCAUGAGAUUAAAUUCCAGCGAUUGCGAUUAUUUCAAAAACUUUACUUUACUUGGGCACCUUGUGUAAAAAUAUGUGACAUGUAUUACUGAUAUAACACAAUUUAUUGUUUAUGGGGAAAAUAUUUUAAUCUUUAAAUGCCAAACUGUGCUUUUGUGUCUCCAGUCUGUGUAAAAGAAUGUGAGGUGAUGGAGAGAUGGAGGUUUAUGGUUUUAAAAUUCCUAAUAAAGUGGGAUUUGACUUUGUAAAGUUAGUAAAAUGAUUUUAAGUGAAAACAUUUGGAUUUUGUGUGUUUUGAACAAAUAUCUGAUUAUUUGUGAGAUUAUGGUCUUAAAAUAAAAUGUUGAUCCUG
Molecule: messenger RNA, 2940 nt
Organism: Betta splendens (Siamese fighting fish)
Lineage: Eukaryota; Metazoa; Chordata; Actinopteri; Anabantiformes; Osphronemidae
Product: chromosomal protein D1
Exons: 2
Coding region: 275-1684 (469 amino acids)
Biological process (GO): regulation of DNA-templated transcription
Cellular component (GO): chromatin; nucleus
Molecular function (GO): transcription coregulator activity; DNA binding
Source: RefSeq, a predicted model, not a curated record